Messenger RNA from Mauremys mutica (yellowpond turtle), 1026 nucleotides. RefSeq names its product apoptosis-associated speck-like protein containing a CARD. The coding region runs from base 24 to 893 and encodes 289 amino acids. Gene Ontology annotation, biological process: regulation of apoptotic process; innate immune response; inflammatory response. NCBI's taxonomy places the organism in Eukaryota, Metazoa, Chordata, Testudines, Geoemydidae. The transcript has 6 exons. Gene Ontology annotation, cellular component: canonical inflammasome complex. The record is from RefSeq and is a predicted model, not a curated record.
UCAACAUCCAGGCAGAACCAGCCAUGGCUGUGGCAGCCGUUCACCUCCCGCACUUCCUGUGCCUGGCAGGGGGACAGGCUGACAUUUCUCAGAUGCGAAUCGCCCAUUUCACUGAUGUGGGGAUGACCCUGGAGGAACCAACGGGGGUGAGGCCGUUCCACGCUGUGCUGGAGAACCCCAGCUUCUCCCUGUAUGGAGUUAUUUUUAUCUGUUCUAGAUUCCUGCCAAUUCCAGUCCACUCCCUGGUGCUGAUCUACCAGGCACUCUGGGCUGCAGACACAACCCUCCACCUCUACCUGAUCCCCAAUGAUCAUUCGCUAGAAAAGGCAAUCGAAGAACAUGAGAAGCACCGGUCAUUUUUUGUGGACAAAUCUCCUCAAACCAACGGGCCCCUGUACUUUGGCACUGAUUAUACGGUGUGCUGCUCUCCAGAGGCAGACAUAACACCCAAAAAACUGACAUUUUCCUAUACAAGCUGGGGGAAUCGCCAGCCCUACAUUGAAGUUUACAUCGAGGAGAUGAACAGGAGUGUGCAGCUCAGCAUGGCAGAGACUGCGUCUGCCGAACCUCGCUGGGAGGCCACAUUAAGACCAGGGGAUGUUAAACAUGAUGCAUCAUCAUCAGAGCACUGCACAGAGGAACAUUUUGUUGACCGACACAGAGAGCAGAUGAUUCAACGUAUAGCCCAUGUGGAGCCCCUCCUGGACAUGCUUCAUGGGAAUGUUCUGGAUGACGAGCAAUAUCAGAUCAUUAGCUCCAGGAGCACCAGCCAGGAGAAAAUGCGGAAGCUGUAUCAGCUAAUGCCAAGCUGGAAUAAAGAGUGCAAGGACCGGUUCUAUGCAGCACUGAAAACCAAGAAUAAGUUCCUCAUUGAAGCACUUGAGAGAAGUUAAGGCAGCCAAGAAGUUAUGUUCCCUGUGAACAUGCAGCCAUUCCAGGUGCAUGCAACUCUAGCUCCAGAUUCCACGUGGCUUUCUGGGCAGGAUGGUGCUUUCACCCCUUUACUAACAUGUUUUUUACCCUGAA